AUGGCUACGUCUAUCCUCGGGGAAGAGCCGAGAUUUGGAACUACUCCCCUGGCCAUGCUGGCCGCCACCUGCAACAAGAUCGGCAACACCAGCCCCCUGACCACCCUGCCCGAGUCCAGCGCCUUCGCCAAAGGGGGCUUCCACCCCUGGAAACGCUCCACCUCCAGCUGCAACCUGGGCUCCAGCCUCUCGGGCUUCACGGUGGCCACGAGCAGGGGCUCCAGCGGACUGGCCAGCGGCACGGGCACCGCCAACAGCGCCUUCUGCCUGGCCUCCACCUCGCCCACCUCCUCGGCCUUCAGCAGCGACUACGGCGGCCUCUUCUCCAACUCGGCGGCGGCGGCGGGCGUGUCCCCGCAGGAGCCCGGCGGGCAGUCGGCCUUCAUCUCCAAAGUGCACAGCUCGGCGGCCGAGAGCCUCUACCCGCGGGUGGGCAUGGCGCACCCCUACGAGUCCUGGUACAAGUCGGGCUUCCACUCCACGCUCUCGGCGGGCGAGGUGGCCAACGGGGCGGCCUCCUCCUGGUGGGACGUGCACACCAACCCGGGCUCCUGGCUGGAGGUGCAGAACCCGGCGGGGGGGCUGCAGAGCUCGCUGCACUCGGGCGCCCCCCAGGCCUCGCUGCACUCCCAGCUGGGCACCUACAACCCCGACUUCAGCUCCCUCACCCACUCCGCCUUCAGCUCCACCGGCCUGGGCUCCACGGCCGCCUCGCACCUGCUCUCCACCAGCCAGCACCUGCUCACCCAGGAGGGCUUCAAGCCCGUGCUGCCCUCCUACACGGACUCCAGCGCGGCGGUGGCGGCGGCCAGCGCCAUGAUCUCCGGCGCCGCCGCCGGGGGCGGCUCGGCCCGCUCCGCCCGCCGCUACUCGGGCCGCGCCACCUGCGACUGCCCCAACUGCCAGGAGGCCGAGCGGCUGGGGCCGGCGGGGGCCAGCCUGCGGCGCAAGGGGCUGCACAGCUGCCACAUCCCCGGCUGCGGCAAGGUGUACGGCAAGACCUCGCACCUGAAGGCGCACCUGCGCUGGCACACGGGCGAGCGGCCCUUCGUCUGCAACUGGCUCUUCUGCGGGAAGCGCUUCACCCGCUCCGACGAGCUGCAGCGGCACCUGCGGACUCACACGGGCGAGAAGCGCUUCGCCUGCCCCGUCUGCAACAAGCGCUUCAUGCGCAGCGACCACCUCAGCAAGCACAUCAAAACGCACAACGGGGGCGGCGGGGGCAAAAAGGGCAGCGACAGCGACACGGACGCCAGCAACCUGGAGACGCCGCGCUCCGAGUCCCCCGACCUCAUCUUGCACGAGGGGGUGGGCGCCGCCGCCCGCGGACCGGGCAAGGAACCUACCGCGGGGCCCGGCGACUCCUAG
Molecule: messenger RNA, 1368 nt
Organism: Gavia stellata (red-throated loon)
Lineage: Eukaryota; Metazoa; Chordata; Aves; Gaviiformes; Gaviidae
Gene: SP9
Product: Sp9 transcription factor
Exons: 2
Coding region: 1-1368 (455 amino acids)
Biological process (GO): regulation of transcription by RNA polymerase II
Molecular function (GO): DNA-binding transcription factor activity, RNA polymerase II-specific; RNA polymerase II cis-regulatory region sequence-specific DNA binding
Source: RefSeq, a predicted model, not a curated record